Messenger RNA from Penicillium bovifimosum, 1011 nucleotides. Its product is annotated as mitochondrial 54S ribosomal protein mL67. The record is from RefSeq and is a predicted model, not a curated record. The transcript is spliced from 2 exons. Gene Ontology annotation, cellular component: mitochondrial large ribosomal subunit; nucleus. Gene Ontology annotation, biological process: DNA recombination; positive regulation of mitochondrial DNA replication. Gene Ontology annotation, molecular function: structural constituent of ribosome; single-stranded DNA binding; DNA strand exchange activity. The coding region runs from base 1 to 1011 and encodes 336 amino acids. Lineage: Eukaryota; Fungi; Ascomycota; Eurotiomycetes; Eurotiales; Aspergillaceae.
AUGGCCUCCAACGUAACAGCGUUCCAGAAAGUGCUGGAUUCAACAGCACUUGCGGCCACGAAAUUCAUCCGCCGGCCACCGAUCGAUCCGAAAGUGCCAAUUCAAGGAAAGAUCCGUGUAGUGGGCUCAAACGCAUACAGAGAUCAACAGGAGAAGGAAGGUCGGCGCUUACAGAAGGCCUUGAACUCGAUCGCCCAUGGCAAGAACAUCUUCGUGUACCACAAUAUCCGCACGAAACAGGUCGUCUACUCAUUGACUCGUUACUUGGAGAAAACCAACCUCCUCAAGCAAUGCGUCAACCACGGCAAGAAGACCAUUCCGGCCACUGUCCGCAAGGAUAUGUGGGUUCCCUACUUCUCCGUGCACUUCAACGAAGCGCAAGUCGGCCUGAACGUGUACAACCACCUGCGGCAAUUCGCGCUGCUGCGCCAACUCUCCCCGCCCAAGGAAAUGAUCACCGUGACAAAAGAAUAUCUUGACUCGAAGCGGCCGAAAGACCUAAGGGACCAGAAGCAAUGGGAUAAGGAGAACAUGGGCCGAGUGGGCCAGAUCAUGAUGAAGAAAGAGCGUGCAUACGCCCUCAUGAACCAAAAGGCCACCUCGAUUGCCGACGUUGCUUUCGUCCUGCAAAAGCACAGAGAUCACAUCAUCGCCGGCUUCCCCGAGAGCACCAAGUCCGGGUACAAGACCGUCAAGGCCCGCAGGCGCAGGCGUUCGGCUGCCGAGGAGGAGGCUGAGCGGUCUCAGGCUCGUGCCGCGGAGGUUGCGGCGUUGGGAGAGCAGCUCGAUGCUGAGAUUACUGCUGAUCAUGUCGCACCACGGGAACAGAGUGUUAAGAUCUUGUGGCAGGAGCCUUACGAUGCGCAGUAUGCGAAGUACUGGCCCAAACAUGUUGAACACGGGCAACUGCGCUGGACUCGCAACCACAUUGUUGGUCAGGAGGAGCUUGUUGCUGGUGAGGAUGUCAUCGCCGAUGGAACGUUUGAGGAGGUGACCCCGGCACGGACGUAG